Acanthaster planci (crown-of-thorns starfish) is the source of this 3584-nucleotide messenger RNA. Its product is annotated as dynein light chain Tctex-type 5-like. Gene Ontology annotation, molecular function: dynein intermediate chain binding. Gene Ontology annotation, biological process: microtubule-based movement. The record is from RefSeq and is a predicted model, not a curated record. Gene Ontology annotation, cellular component: cytoplasmic dynein complex; cytoplasm. NCBI's taxonomy places the organism in Eukaryota, Metazoa, Echinodermata, Asteroidea, Valvatida, Acanthasteridae.
CUUGAGAUGUAUAACAAAAGUCACGACGAAGAUGGAUGACGCGGCUCUCUGCUGAUAUUUUCUACUGGUGACGAGAAGAAAGUUCCUGGCGGGGGUUCAAGGUAGCUGAUAAAGCAUACGACGGCAAUGACUGCAAAAGUUGAGAGUGCAUCAGCUCAGAUGGCCACCAAGAUAGCCCAGGAGGCGCAGGCCGGGCUGGCUCGCUCCAGCCUCUUUGACAUGGCCCCUCGGCCCCACAACACGGGCUCCAAGAGCUGCGUCUCCCUGGCUGUGGCCCCCGUGCACGAUGAUGAGGAGGAGGAGUUUGCCCCGAGGCAGAAGGUGGAGUACGAGAACAGCUACCGGAUGGAGCCGCCCAAGAGGUUUGUUCCCGAGAGGGUGAAGCAGAUACUAUGCGACACGCUGGAGAAAGAACUGGCCAACAUGACCUACGAGCCCGUCUCCUGCAGCACGCAGUGCAAGAGCAUCGCCCAGGAAGUCAAGCUGAGAGUCAGGGCACUGGACUACCAACGAUUCAAGCUGGUCUGCAUCGUCAACAUCGGCGAGAAGCGGGACCAGGACGUGAGGCUGGGCAGUCGCUGCCUGUGGGAUGCCAACAGGGACAAUUUUGCCUGUGCUUCCUACGAGAACCAACACAUCUAUGCCACAGCCACCGUGUACGCAGUCUACUACGAGUAGAGCUGAAACCCGCCACCGCAGUCAGAUGGCUGAAUCUAAACGUGGAUGCCUUUUCUACUCCUCUUUUCGACUGGACAAAUGUCAAGUCCUGUGAAUUUGGAGGCUCUUUUUAAAUUCUGGUUGGAACAUUGAAGGGCUAAAUAUGGUUUCUUGGUCAAGAGAUGAAGCGUCAGCUGGAAAUGCACAUUUCCAAAGUAGUUCUUCAGCCUUAAAACUGGAUUCGUUGGCACUGUGCAUUCAUGCAGGGAAAAGACUAUUGUUUUUACAGUGUACACAUUUCAGUAUACCACACUCUGUGAUUGAUACAAAGAUUUGUGCAACUCAGGAACCAACUAAACUACCAAAAAGGGUGCUGUAAAAGGUAAUUAAAAGCUCUUUUUAGGAACCCAGUCGUUUAUUGAUGGACAAAACAAUAUUCAUUACAAAAUCGGGCAAUACGUUUUUCAUGCUUAAAUUGUUGAGAUUGUUAAGGUUUUUUUUCUUGCAAUACUACUGUUGUCACACUUCCAUGACAGCAACGAACCUUGUGAAGUUUUUAAGACGAAAAAGUUGUACGGUAUAAUGUGCAUUCAGUAGGCUGAUGAUGCAUUGACUAUAAUAUGCGGUGCAUCCAAUGCUACAGUGCAGAGGUGAGGUUGGAUAUGAGCUCUGUUUGGAAGCACCCCCCUUGGUGGUGAAAAUGAGAGAGGCUGAGCUGACAUGCAGAUGCUAUGGCUGCAAUGCACCCAUCACCCAAGCAGAGUCCCUGUGGGUUUGUGCACAUUCAGAUCGUUUGGUCUCCUGACUGCACGUGCAUGAAAAACUGCACUGUGUUGUUGGCCACGAGGGAAGGACGGCCGUUGUUGCCAGGUAGCAGAGUGCCCUCUCUUGUUCAUGAACAAAGUCCAUAUAAAGAGUUGACACUGCAAACUAACCAAAAAGAAAAAUAAAGAUAAUUUUUUUCGUAAAGGUAAUUUUUGUCAUAAGAGAAAACAUAUUCAGAUGACUAAGUAUCCCAAUGUUUGUAAUAAUUGCCAGAGUCCCACGCAGUCUGUGGGGUCAUUAAAGAUCAUCUGAGCAAUUGUGGAUUCUGCAUAAGGACAACUCAUGUACACGGCAGUUUGUGGCUGUCACACAAAGGCCGUUAUGCAAGAGACCACAUUUCGUUUGAAUGUGUACAAACCCAAGGCAUUUUUCAACUUGUCUGACAAGCGGCAGUGUACAAAUUGUCUGCCUUAGUCUCUCCCCAUUGAAGGGGUACUUGCGCUCAGUCUCUCACCUUUGGACAAGAAUUAAUGCAAUAUAAUAGGCAAAUAAUUUUAGUUUCCGAUGUUAAACCUUUGCCAUGCCUUAUUUCCAGAAGUGAGCUUCACCUUUUUGAAAGACACCCCCCUCUGGUACGGAAUAUGCCAAGUACAUUUUAGUGCAAUGCAAACUGGGUUCCAAAUUGGCAGAGCUUGUCACCUCAGAGUGGGAAACUGACAAAUAAUGCUGAUUGCUAUUUUCACAAACGUUCGAGUUAAGUGUACUCCUGUUGUCUUGCCUUUAUAUAUAAGUACUGUAUUAGAAAAAAAGUAUUCAUAUACAAGAGCAGUUUUGCACAUUCUUUAGUUUGUAAAUUUCUUGUUGACUGUUGUAUUGUAUCUUAUUGUUGCUGUAUAUGCAUAGUUCAGAUGGUUUGGUUGUUGUACCAGCACUUUGCAACAGAUUCCUUGCCAUUUUCAACAAUUCACUGGUUUACUUUUAGCUUGGCCAAUAUGUUUUGGAUGAAUUUAAGGUAGAUGUUCAGUGUCUAAACACUCCUUUUGCACAGUGUUUCAAUCUUAACCAUUUGCUGCAAUUUUAAAGUGAAUUAAGUGUCAAAAGUACAGAUUUCACCUGCUGGCUGCAAUAGAUUGGGUCAAAAUUUGACCCCAAAUCAUCCGUACAAUGGAGCUUGAAAGACUCCCUCAGUACUCAAGGGCAAAUUACAUUUCCAUGUUUGAAUGAGUUAAUAUUGUAGAGCUUGUACAGAUCCUGACAAGGAUGUUUGUUUUAAAGAGUUUAAUUUGCAAUAUAUCAAUUCAGUUUCAUUAUUCUCUGCAGUAUUACUCAGAUUGGUUUACUCGUACGGUAUACAUUGUGAUUUAUUUUACCAGCAUGAGCACUUCUCUGUGCAUUCAAAAUCUUGCCAGCUUUAAUGCAAUAUAUCCAAGAUGGUUUUGAGUUUACUCAGCAUAAUUUUGUUUUACAAUUUCCAUUGUCUGACAGUGGUAAUAGUUUGUUCAGCCAUUUAGAAUAUGUUUAAAUGUGCAGUCAUGGCCGUAGUUUUAGAAUAAGAAAUCAUCUAAUGGUAGGUUGGCUCCAGCAGCUACGUGUACAUCUCUGAGAGAGAGAAAAAAAUUAGAUCCAAAUUUACAGUUCGCAAAUCCCCUGAAGUUGGACACUUUCAACUUUGACAGAUUUUGCAGGAAAUUCGUGUUUCACUGUGAAAACUGGCUUUCGAAAUUUUAAGGUACUUGUUUUCCAGUGAAGUGAGGGCAAGUCAUGCUUUAAAAUUGCAAGGCCAGGUUGAGCCUCUGAAUAGCUGCCCAACUUGGUGGUGUCAACUAGUCAAUACAGUUAACAUGUAAAGGGAUUUUUGUCUACACACAUUCAGAAUGAGGCUUAUGAUCAUCUGAAGUUAGUAAGAAUAACCCACAGGGAAAUGGUGCAGUGUUAACAUGUCAAGAGGCUGCACUUACGUGUAAUAUACACAAGUUUCUAGUAAUGACUUUCGUCAAAUCCUGUUAAGGUUUGUACAAGAUGCACUUUGAAGUGAUUCGGUUAAUUCUCGUUUUAGCAAUUCAGUUUUAUAUCAUUUUUGUGUUUAUUCUGUUAGUACGAGUUCUAAUAGGAAAUAAAAGAAACCCAUCCAGGGAAAAAAAACACCCUGUUGCUUGAAGAAA